This is a messenger RNA of Erinaceus europaeus (western European hedgehog), 3548 nucleotides long. RefSeq names its product glypican 4 (gene GPC4). Gene Ontology annotation, biological process: regulation of protein localization to membrane; cell migration; regulation of signal transduction. The transcript is spliced from 9 exons. The record is from RefSeq and is a predicted model, not a curated record. Bases 1 to 1692 code for a protein of 563 amino acids. NCBI's taxonomy places the organism in Eukaryota, Metazoa, Chordata, Mammalia, Eulipotyphla, Erinaceidae. Gene Ontology annotation, cellular component: plasma membrane; cell surface; synapse.
AUGGCACGGCUCGGCUUGCCCGCGCUCCUCUGCACCCUGGCCGCGCUCAGCACGGCGCUGCUGGCCGCGGAGCUCAAGUCCAAAAGUUGCUCGGAAGUGCGGCGUCUCUACGUGUCCAAAGGUUUCAGCAAGGACGAUGCCCCCACGCACGAGAUCAAUGGUGAUCAUUUGAAGAUCUGCUCCCAGGGUUACACCUGCUGCUCUCAAGAGAUGGAAGAGAAGUACAGUCUGAAAAGUAAAGAUGAUUUCAAAACUGUGGUCAGUGAGCAGUGCAAUCAUUUGCAAGCCGUCUUUGCUUCCCGCUACAAGAAGUUUGAUGAAUUCUUCAAAGAGCUGCUUGAAAAUGCAGAGAAAUCCCUGAAUGAUAUGUUCGUAAAAACAUAUGGCCGCUUAUACAUGCAAAAUUCAGAGCUAUUUAAAGACCUCUUCGAAGAACUGAAACGCUACUAUGUGGUGGGAAAUGUGAACCUGGAAGAAAUGCUCAACGACUUCUGGGCGCGCCUCCUGGAACGGAUGUUCCGUCUGGUGAAUUCACAGUACCACUUCACUGAUGAGUAUCUGGAGUGUGUGAGCAAGUACACCGAACAACUGAAGCCUUUCGGAGAUGUCCCUCGGAAACUGAAGCUGCAGGUGACACGUGCCUUUGUAGCAGCCCGCACCUUUGCUCAAGGCUUAGCAGUCGCGAGAGAUGUCAUGAGCAAAGUCUCCGUGGUAAAUCCCACAACGGAGUGUACCCAGGCCCUGUUGAAGAUGAUCUACUGCUCCCACUGCCAGGGUCUCGUGACUGUGAAGCCGUGCUAUAACUACUGCUCAAACAUCAUGAGAGGCUGUUUGGCCAACCAAGGGGAUCUUGACUUUGAGUGGAACAAUUUCAUAGAUGCUAUGCUCAUGGUGGCAGAGAGGCUGGAGGGGCCAUUCAACAUCGAAUCGGUCAUGGAUCCCAUCGACGUGAAGAUCUCAGAUGCUAUCAUGAACAUGCAGGAGAACAGUGUGCAAGUGUCUCAGAAGGUUUUCCAGGGAUGUGGACCCCCCAAGCCCGUCCCUGCUGGACGCAUCUCCCGCUCUGCCCCUGAAAGUGCAGCCUUCAGUACCUUCAGUUCCUUCAGUGCCCGCUUCAGACCCUACCACCCAGAGGAGCGCCCAACCACGGCGGCUGGCACCAGCUUGGACCGACUGGUUACAGAUGUGAAGGAGAAACUGAAACAGGCCAAGAAGUUCUGGUCCUCUCUUCCCAGCAAUGUGUGCAAUGAUGAGCGGAUGGCAGCAGGAAAUGGCAACGAGGAGGACUGCUGGAAUGGAAAAGGAAAAAGCAGGUAUCUGUUUGCCGUGACUGGAAAUGGAUUAGCCAACCAGGGCAAUAACCCGGAGGUGCAGGUUGACACCACCAAGCCGGAUGUACUGAUCCUUCGUCAAAUCAUGGCUCUUCGGGUUAUGACUAGUAAAAUGAAGAACGCUUACAAUGGGAACGAUGUGGACUUCUUUGAUAUUAGUGAUGAAAACAGUGGAGAAGGAAGUGGAAGUGGAUGUGAGUAUCAGCAGUGCCCUUCAGAGUUUGAUGACAACGCAACUGACCACUCUGGGAAGAGCGCCAAUGACAAAGCCAACAGCGCUGGGGCCCUGACUGGGGCACAGCUCUACCUCCUCACUGUCUCCUGCAUUUUGUUCCUUCUUAUGCAGAGAGAGUGGAGAUAAUUCUCCAUCACAGAGAAAAAAAAAGUAAUCAGCAUAAAAAAAAGUUUAAAAAGGCACCGGUUAUCAUUUUUAUACCAUCCUAGUGACUUUGCUUUUUAAAUGGACAACGAUGUACAGUUUUUACUCUGUGGCCACUGGUUGAAAAAAAUUGCUGACUUUGCUCUUUCUCCUUCAGUUUUGCAGGGGAUAGGGACCUGGAUGUAAAGUCAGUUCCUGUUCCCCUAGCCCCUGAAUUUUGUUAAACGUGGCUAACAAUGUAGGUACAGAAAACUGUAGUUAGUUGUGCAUUUGUGAUUUUUAUCAUUCUAUUGGUUUUUUUUUCUUUUUUGUUUGUGGGUUUUUUUUCCUUCAGUUAUUAUCUCACCUUGUUUCUUACAAGAAAACCAGGGUCCCUUCUUGGCAUGUAACAUGUACGUAUUUCUGAAAUAUUAAAUAGUUGUACAGAAGCAGGUUUUAUUUAUCAUGUUAUCUUCUUAAAAGAAAAAGCCCAACAAGCAGUAAAUUUCCUUUUCAUCCCUGUUUUAGUUGCCUUAUCCGAAGAGGAGUGGAGAUAAUUUUGUUUUCUAUUAUUGUUUUUAAGCUAGGACAGAAUGUGAAGGCACAAGGGGGCUUCUGCACCAUUUGUCAGAUGUACUGGUGACAGGGAGAGACUGCAGAGUACCCGUUUUGGUUGACUUGCAUAAACUAAAGAUCACACGUAGGUCCAUUUCUCUCUAGAAAGAUAGAAGGUAUUCAGGAAUUCCAGUUGUCAGCUGUUCAUAGGUUUUUUUUGGGGGGAGGGGUUCUUUUUUCUUUUCUUUCUUUCUUUCUUUUUUUUUUUUUUUCAGUGCAAACAAGUUAGCAAGCCACUGUGUGCUGGUCUUCAUGUCCACAUAGACAUUCUUUGAACGGGUAUUGCCACGACUGAAAUAAGCCAUCAGCAGUUUCAUCUGGCUUCCCUUAUUACAGUGUUCCAGACUUCAAGCACAGUCAUAUAGCAGGAGCUGUCUGGGAGCUAUCCAUAAUUAGGGUACAGUGUGGGCUCAGGGAAUAGCUAUCAACACUCGAGUACAAUUGUUUUAUUAUUAUAGUUUUUUAUUAUUUUGUCUGUGCAUGUGCAUUUACAUCUGCUUUUGGAUCCCAGUUUCUUUUUGACGACAUUCUAAGGUGUCUCUUGAGUCUUUUAUUUACCCAGUCCCCUGUGAUCAGAAAGAUAGCGGGAUUCACUACCAUACCAGCACCCUAUAAGUUAAACCCACUUGGGGGACACUGGGCGUCCACAAUUUUUCAUAUAUUGUUUUCCCCCUCUUCUUUCUUUUUUCUUUUUGAGGGGGAGUGUUGGUUAUCUAGAACUGAGACUACAUCUUAGGGAGGUGACUGUUAGCUAGCUUGAUGGCUACCUCACAAAGGCCGUAUCAGUUGCCCCAGGCCAAAGACUUAAGAAUGGCCUUAGCUCCUUAAACUCUGGCCCCUUAAACUCCUUGUCCUUGCAUCUUUACCAAAUGGCAUCCCAUGAAACCUUGAGAAUGUAACAAGUCAUUUUGCAAAGAGUGCCCUAAAGCCUUCAGACAAAAUCAUUCUGCAAGUCUCUCCUGCUUUAGACGGCCAUUACGAUCCCAACCAAUUCCACAGAAGCAAAAACCCACAGAGGGGUUGUGUUCAUGUUCAAUCUUUAGUUGUAAGAGUAAUUCUCUAUUUUUAUAUUGAAACUUAAUUACUUGAUAGCUCAGGGUCUACAAUUCAUUUAACUUUCUACACCAAAUUCUGCAGAAUGGUCAAAAUGGAAUAUUGGGGGCUGUUGUAAACAGAGGCUUAAUUUUAUUAGAAGUAGCCAGUUAUUUAUUAAAGCAUGAUGUUAAUAAAAUAGGCAUAUUCUG